GCGGCGUCCCCAGGCUUUCCCUCAGAACCGAGCGCUGCGUCGCGGGUCGCGCCCCGAGGGUCGACCCUGUGCUUCAGGUAUUUUUGGAGUUAAUGGAGUCAGAAGUACCCCCAGAGUCAGAGAGUUCAGAAAAAUUAAUAUUUUCUUCACCACAAGAAGAAGAGGAAGAAGAUGAUAGUGAAAAAGAAAAAGAAUCCAGAGAAGCAGAGGAAACUGUCACCAUUAACCCCCUCUUAUCACCUGCUCUCACAGGGGAUGUAGAAGGUUUGCAGAAGAUUUUUGAGGAUCCUGAGAACUCUCACCAUGGGCAGGCCAUGCAGCUACUCUUGGAGGAAGACAUCGUUGGGAGAAAUUUGUUGUAUGCAGCUUGCAUGGCUGGGCAAAGUGAUGUGAUUAGAGCUUUGGCCAAAUAUGGUGUGAAUCUGAAUGAGAAAACCACCAGAGGUUACACACUCUUACACUGUGCUGCAGCCUGGGGUCGAUUGGAGACUUUGAAAGCACUGGUGGAACUGGAUGUUGAUAUAGAAGCUCUGAACUUCCGGGAGGAGAGAGCUCGAGAUGUUGCUGCUCGAUAUUCCCAGACUGAGUGCGUUGAGUUCCUGGACUGGGCAGAAGCAAGGCUGGCACUGAAAAAAUAUAUUGCAAAGGUCUCUGCAACUGUUACAGAUACAGAAAAGGGACCAGGGAAGCUUUAUAAGGAAGACAAGAAUAUUCUCCUCAGUGCAUGCCGUCUAAAAAAUGAAUGGUUGGAAACCCAUUUGGAAGCUUCCAUUAACGAGCUCUUUGAGCAGAAACAGCAAUUGGAAGAUAUUGUGACUCCUAUCUUCACAAAAAUGGCUACACCACGUCAAGUGAAAAGUGCCAAAUCUGUACAGUAAGCCAUGGUCAGAAAAGAGGUCAAGAUCAUACCUUCUAUUGAUGUGCUUAUGUCCAGACUUUCUGGCCUUGCCUCUGCCGUUGCAAGUCAGUCUAAUGUGAGUUCCACAUGUUCCUUCCAGAGAACACUUGAGUAUGAGUCACUCACAAAGACCAGAUGGGAGUUAUAAAAGCUGCUUAGAGAAUCUGACAGUUUUCUGUGUGAUUGAGGCAGGGAAUUUCUCUUCAAUUGAGGGAUUUUUUUUUUUAAGACACAUUGACCAUUUCCAGAGGAAAAAAUUGUUCUCCCUUCCUCAAAAGGAAAGCUAUGGGAUGACAUUCUGGAGCAAGGAAAUAUUAAGGAUGGUUCAGAUGAGAGUCCUCUGCUCACCCGCCUAGGUUGGAUGCAUGAGACAAGUGCUCGGGGCUGGUGCACUGGGAA
Messenger RNA from Odocoileus virginianus texanus, 1297 nucleotides. The record is from RefSeq and is a predicted model, not a curated record. Lineage: Eukaryota; Metazoa; Chordata; Mammalia; Artiodactyla; Cervidae.